GCAAGCUACGCCAUUGAUGAUCACAUCAAAAAACUACUGCAUCUGUCGCAGUUCCAACCAUUUUUUCUGUAGUUCUCUGUUAUCUUUUACUCAAAUCUCGAAUAACCCCAACUCACUUCAAAUCAAAACCCAACCCAUUCAACCCCACCAACACAACCAACAAUGUCCGCCUCGUCCUUCCGCCAACUCCUCGGCGUGCCCCCCUCAACCGCCAGUCCAAAAGACAGCACGCUCGUCAUCAUCGACGCGCAAAACGAGUACGCCGAAGGCAAACUCAAAGUCUCCAACGCCGGCGCCUCGCGGAAAGCCAUCGCCGCCCUGCUGCAAAAGUACCGCGACGCGGACGGCAAGGUGGUGCACGUCAAGCACGUCGUGCCCGACGGCGCGCCCGUCUUCACGCCUUCGACGAACCUCGCCGAGGAGUUUGACGAGCUGAAGCCCAAGGGCGGCGAGCAUGUGGUGGAGAAGCAGCAUCCGAGCAGUUUCGCCGAGACGGAUUUGGAUUCGCAUUUGAAGAAGGGGGGUGCGGGGGGGAAGAUUGUUUUGACGGGGUAUAUGGCGCAUGUUUGUGUUUCCACUACUGCCCGCGAUGGUGCUCGUCUGGGGUAUGACGUGUUGAUUGCAGAGGACUGUGUUGGGGAUAGAGAUAUUCCCGGCGCUUCCGGCGCAGAGGUGUCGAAGAUGGUGAUGCACGAGCUUGGAGAUGCGUUUGCGACUGUCGUACAGAGCAACGACAUCAAGUAGUGUGGCGGUAUAUGCUUCUUGGCCUUCACCAC
Neohortaea acidophila is the source of this 776-nucleotide messenger RNA. RefSeq names its product Isochorismatase-like protein. The coding region runs from base 163 to 744 and encodes 193 amino acids. The transcript has 2 exons. The record is from RefSeq and is a predicted model, not a curated record. Lineage: Eukaryota; Fungi; Ascomycota; Dothideomycetes; Mycosphaerellales; Teratosphaeriaceae.